AUGAAUAGUAUGGAGUCAGCUAAAUUUUUAACAACACUAAUAACAAAUUAUACAUUCAAUGAUAACAAAAUAGAAACAUAUGUGCCAUUUAUAUUAGAAACGAUUACACAACACCAGCUUUUAAGUAGUAAAAGCGAAUCGAGCAGAGAACAACAAGUAGCAUUACAUAAAUGGUGCACUCGAAUAAAUUCUUUAUUACAAUCUAAAGUAACAAAUGCAAGAUGGGCAGGAAUUUGUUUUAUUAAAAUUUCUUUGAAACAAUCUGGAGAAUUAUUUAUACAAAACUUGCAAAGUUGGGCCACGUCAUUAAUGAAAUCGGAACCAACGUUCAUAUUAAAAGAAAUAAUAACAACCUUGACAGAGUUAUUUAAUAAAACACAAAAUAGGCCGGAAUUACAAAGAGAAAUAACAACACAACAAUUACCACGGUUUAAUACAUUUUUAAUUAAGUUAUCAGGAUUAAAUAAAGAAUUAUUACCUACAAUAUUAAAUGCAUUAUCACAUUCGGUAAAAAAUUUUCCCACAAUAUUUCGUCCCGUUAAUGAGCAAACACAAAAAUUAUGUUUAAACAUAUUAUUAGAUGGUACUUACUAUUAUGAAUCAGAACUAGCUAAAAUGGCUAUUGAAUGUUUUACUCGAAUAAUCAAUUUUGGUGGUAAAUUAAAUAUGGAUUAUUGGAAAUUAACUCUACUUAAACUUGUUGGGUCUUUGAAUAAUAUUUUGGACAGGUUAUUUGAUACAAUUGAUGAAGAAAAGGACAUGCCAAAGAAGUUAACUGGUUUUGAGAUGCCACAAGUAUCAGAGGAUUAUGUUGUUGCUUUUCCAAUAUUAUUCUCAAGAUUUAAAUGUUUAAGUGAAUGUCUUAUUUCUUUGAUAAGUUUACCAACUUCUUUGCCUGUACAAAUUCCUGUGAACCAAAUUCUGGAUUUAUUAUAUAGAGUUUAUAAUAUAUAUGAUGUCUCAUUUGUUACAAAUAGCAAAGAUAAAAACGAAUAUUAUACACUUAUGUUAGGUAUUCCAUCAUUAUUAAUGAAUUGUAACAAAAUUCUUUCAGCCGCAAUUUUAAGCAUUGGUGAACAUUUAACGCGUCAUUUACGUGUGAUUUCUUCUGUACUCCUUAAACUUCUCAACAACUCAAAAUCACGAUGGUUACUUCGAGUAUCGACAUAUAAUUUAAUAACCCUUUGUAUGCAAAAAUAUGGAAUUGGGCUGACAAAUUCUAUAUCAUCAUCAACUUUAUUGUCCUUUAUAAUUGAUGAUAUAGAAAUAAUACAAAAAUCUCAAUAUGAUAUUUCUAAUAAUACUCCUGUCUCUACCAACAACAAGAAAUCAAGUAAAAAGAAAGAGUCAUCACAAAUAACAAAUUCUGAUGCACUUGUUAAUUCAAGUGGCCUAAUAUAUUUACAAGCGGACAACGAUGUACAAUGUUCAGCAUUAGAAGUAUUAAAAAUUUUAUUGCAAACAUGUGGAGCAUCAAUAUCAUCAAAUAAAAGACUAUCACUAGAUAACAUUCUAUUAUCGAGAAUAUUAUCACAAAACAUCUCAUCUACGUACAAUUCAAGUAAAAUUUUACUUAACGAGGAGAAUGUAAAUAUGAAACUAUAUGAGUGUUUAUUAUUUUCUAUAAUUUCUCCGUCAGAAUAUCAACCUACUAUACUACCGCAUGCUUUAAGAAUUUUUUCAGCUGGUCAAAAUUCUCAAUCAACCCAAUUACAAUCAUUUUGUUCAUAUGCAUUGUCAAUAUGUGAUCUAAUAUAUCAUAGUCGUUUGCCGCCUCUCGAACGAUCCUCUGCAAGUACACCAAUCACACAACAACUAGAACACACUACUGUAGAAAAUAUAUCACAACAUUCUUAUAUAGAAAAUAAUGACAAUAGUAAUAUGCUAGUUUUAGAGCAGUCACAAAAAACUUUCGAUAUUGUCCCAGAAGAAGCAAAUACAUUAAUAAUAGAACAAAACACUGUUAACAAAUUAGAAAUUAACAUUGAUAAAGCUAUAACUGCCGAAGAAAAUAAUGUAUUACGUGGUGAUAAUAAGUCGAAACCUAAUAUAAUGGAAGAUGGCAGUAAAAAUAAUAUUUCGAUAGAUGAUAAAGUUAAUAUGCAAAAAGUUGAACUACCUCAAUCUACCUCCUUAGAAAUGAAGAAGAAAAGAAUACGUUCUCCAUCUCCUAUUGGUGAAAAAGAAGAAUUAUCCAAGGAAGACAAGGAAAAGGACCAUGAUCGUGUUUUUAAAUCUCUUAGAAUGGUUGAUACUAAUGAUGAUUCUGACGAUGAUAUGGAAAUACCUGAAAUUAUCAUGGAAGGUCCUGAUUCUGAAUUCGAAGAUAAUGAAUAA
This is a messenger RNA of Rhizophagus irregularis DAOM 181602=DAOM 197198, 2337 nucleotides long. The record is from RefSeq and is a predicted model, not a curated record. Lineage: Eukaryota; Fungi; Glomeromycota; Glomeromycetes; Glomerales; Glomeraceae.